Messenger RNA from Gastrolobium bilobum, 1472 nucleotides. RefSeq names its product metal tolerance protein B-like. The transcript has 2 exons. Gene Ontology annotation, molecular function: zinc ion transmembrane transporter activity. Gene Ontology annotation, biological process: zinc ion transmembrane transport. The coding region runs from base 274 to 1458 and encodes 394 amino acids. Lineage: Eukaryota; Viridiplantae; Streptophyta; Magnoliopsida; Fabales; Fabaceae. The record is from RefSeq and is a predicted model, not a curated record. Gene Ontology annotation, cellular component: plasma membrane; vacuole.
CAUUUUUGUUUGUCCUUGGUAGUUAGCCGCUAACUCUCUUGCCGAUGGAUGUGAACCACGACAAGAUCCCGUUAACAUCAACAACUCAUUGAUCUUGCUUUCUCUUUCGAAUCUCUCGCCCUUUCUUUCUCACUUCAUUGUAUCAGCUACAACAAUUCUGAAAUUCCAAUUCAGUUUGUCCACUCUCAAUCUGGACGCUACGUUCUUCGCUUGUACUGGUGUUGGUGCAGGCAAUUUAAUCAUUGACUAAGCCUUGGCGACUCCUUUUUAUGAAUGUUUCAUUUGUUUUAUAAAAGACCCAUUUCGUUGAAGCAAAUGGAACACGAGAAAGCCCCAAUCUUGGAAGCAAGUUCCAGGGAGGAAAUUGAGAUGCACAAAGUUGAUGUUCUUCCUAUGACAACGGGGUCAUCUUGCAAUUCUGUUUGUCCUUUUUCCAGACAUGAACACAGUGUUGUGGCAUCAAAAGAGUCAUCAAAGUCAGCAAAGAAACUUUCUUUACUCAUAGUUUUCUAUGUUAUUGUUAUGAUUGUGGAAGUUAUUGGUGGUGUAAAAGCCCACAGCCUAGCUGUCAUCGGUGAUGCAGCACACUUGCUUUCUGAUAUUGCUGGAUUCUCUGUCUCUCUCUUUGCAGUUUGGGCUUCAGGUUGGGAGGCAACACCCCAUCAAUCUUUUGGAUACAAUCGUCUUGAAGUUUUGGGUGCUCUUAUAUCUGUGCAGUUAAUUUGGGGUAUAUCUGGUUUUUUAAUAUAUGAAGCAGUUGGUAGACUUCUUCACCAAAAUGAGAGGGUGAAUGGAAUGCUCAUGUUUACAAUUUCAGCAUUUGGAUUUGUUCUUAACUUUAUCAUGGUUGUAUGGCUUGGUCAUGAUCAUAGUCAUGAUCAUGGCUGUGGAGACUCACAUCAUGAUCAUAGUCAUCAUCAUGGUUGUGGAGACUCAGAUCAUGAUCAUGGGAUGGAUGAGCUACCUAAAAUAACUGAUGAGGAGAACCUUGCCCUGGUUUCAAGUAGUCAGAAAAAUACUAAUGUUUUGAACAUAAAUCUCCAAGGGGCCUAUUUGCAUGUCAUGGUUGAUAUGAUUCAAUCUGUUGGGGUGAUGAUUGCUGGAGCCAUAGUAUGGGCUGAACCAGAGUGGUUUAUGGUUGAUCUUUUAUGCACUCUUAUAUUCUCUGUUUUAUCUUUAAGUACUACCCUGCCAAUGCUUAGGAAUAUUUAUAGCAUUCUGAUGGAGAGGACACCAAGCGGGAUCAAUAUCAUUGAGCUGGAAUAUGGCCUCAGAGGUAUCAAGGGAGUGCAGGAUGUUCAUGACUUGCACGUUUGGGCCAUAACAGUCGGGAAAAAUGUUCUAUCUUGCCAUGUAGUGGCUGAGCCUGGCAUCAGUUCCAUUGAUUUACUAGGCACGAUUAAGCAUUACUGUGUAAAAACAUAUCAAAUACAACAUGUAACCAUACAAAUUGAGUAAGGUUACAUUCCUUU